AUGGCAAGGGCUGUGCGGCGAUGGGUGGGCCGAGGUCGUGGUGGAGGCUUGGGCUGCAGGGGCUGUGCGGCGGUGGGUGGGCCGGGGUCUUUGUGGAGGCGGGGGCUGGGGUUGUGCGGCGGUGGGUGGGCCGGGGUCGUGGUGGAGGCGGGGGCUGCAGGGCUGUGCGACGGAGGUUUGCAGGGGCUGUGCGGCGGCGGUGUUGGGCCGGAUCUAGGGUUGGUGGGGGCGGAGUUAGGGUUUGAUCGAGAUCUAAGAGAUACUUUUAUGACCAGGUCUAUGAAUCUGAAAACUUACACCCGAGGAGCAAACCGAGUUACGGCAAUAAUUCACACGGCAGCGCCGGUGGUGACGGUGGUGGUGGAGGUCACCAUUAUGGUCCAAGUGGUGGGAGAUAUACAUGCUGUGAAAAAUGCUAUUGCAAUAAUUUCUUCUCGCUUGAGGGAAAGCCAGCAUCGUGACAGAAGCAAUUUUAAUAAUAACAAUAAUAAUAAUAACAACAACAAUAAUAAUAACAAUAAUAAUCGACUACAUUCACCGGACCGUUUCUACACAGCGGAUGAUGAUUUCCAUGCAAACAAUACAACAAGACGAUCAUCUGCAGAAGGGCCUGGUUUUGGAUCGAGAUAUUCUGCUGGAUCAAGGGGCAAUAACUACUCUUCACGUUCGUCUGUAUUCAACACUGAAUUUGGACCUUCUACUGUAGCUGAAAAUGCUCAAUCUUUUUCCGGCGAGGGUCUUGUGUUUCGCAUACUUUGCCCCGUUGAUAAGAUUGACCUUGUUGUUGGUGACUCAGAUGGGAUUGUGGAUUUGCUUCAAAAUGAAAUAGGUGUCGAUGUUGAUGUUUCUGAUCCCGUUUCUGGCUCGCAUGAGCAUGUUAUAAUCAUAUCAUCCGACGAGGGUCCUGACGAUGAGUUGUUUCCUGCACAAGAAGCUUUGCUGCAUAUUCAAACACGCAUCGUUGAUCUUGUUCCCGAAAGAGAAAACGUUAUCACCACUCGGUUACUUUUGCAAUCCGAUGAAAUUGGUUCGUUAAUUGAGAUGGGGAAAAUAGGGGGUGCUAAUAUAAAGAUCCUGCCAAGAGAAGAACUUCCUGCGGGAGUUUCAGUAACAGAUGAAAUUGUAGAGAUAAUCGGGGAGAUCAAAGCUGCUCGAGAGGCUCUUGUGGCGAACAGAAAAUCUGUACAGUUCGUCACUAGGAGUACACUAGAGAUUGUUAUACCGCCACAUGCAGCAUCCGAACUCGUAAAAAAAUCAAGAAAGCUGGCUUUGAUUAGUGAGCUAUCGGGAGCCAAUGUGAAACUGAUUGAUGAUAGACCAGAGUCCACAGAGAAGAUAAUACAAAUAUCGGGUACUCCAGAACAAGCCGAGAGAGCUCAGAGUUUGCUUCAAGGCUUUAUUUUGAGCACUGAAGAAGAUGGUCCGUAAGUGUCGUGACGUUGUCGACAAUUGUCGUUGGUAAAAUUGUUUGAAUUUUCCGGAUAGCACGCCUUAAAGGUUUAUCGUAUUGCUUCGUUGUUGCGGCUGGGGUAGGGGUAAUCCUCUACAUUUUCACUAGCAAUUCCCAGUAGAAUUGUACAAAAAAUGUACUACUAGCAAAAUGUUUUCGACUUGACGGUUACUUGUAUUAAUCUAUGUAUCGAUUUCGUGUAUGCCUUUGUUGGCUUG
Molecule: messenger RNA, 1668 nt
Organism: Erythranthe guttata (spotted monkey flower)
Lineage: Eukaryota; Viridiplantae; Streptophyta; Magnoliopsida; Lamiales; Phrymaceae
Source: RefSeq, a predicted model, not a curated record